AUGGCUAAAAUUACUACCCUACCUCAGCCGAUAAGGACGAACUACAUGAGGCCCAGAAACGUCAAAAAAGAGGCCACGACCGAGGCAAGGAAGGAAAAACUCAAGCAACGUGAUAUUCUUCUCCGACGCAUACCUGCACUACCUGAGUAUCAACCACCACAAAUCGAGUACCGUGCACCCGUUAGUCACUUUCCGGAUGACUUCAAAGUCCUCUCAUAUCCAGUGUUUAGCCUCAUAUGGACUGCUACUGUCUGGGACAUGCUUUGUAAGAGUACAAAUUUGUAUACUUCUCGGCAGAGUCCUCCAGAUCCUCACUGGAAACCCACCCGUGUUCCGGGCUGA
Letharia columbiana is the source of this 342-nucleotide messenger RNA. RefSeq lists its product as uncharacterized. The transcript has a single exon. NCBI's taxonomy places the organism in Eukaryota, Fungi, Ascomycota, Lecanoromycetes, Lecanorales, Parmeliaceae. The coding region runs from base 1 to 342 and encodes 113 amino acids. The record is from RefSeq and is a predicted model, not a curated record.